Rhincodon typus (whale shark) is the source of this 3601-nucleotide messenger RNA. RefSeq names its product glycosyltransferase 1 domain containing 1 (gene glt1d1). Bases 121 to 1302 code for a protein of 393 amino acids. NCBI's taxonomy places the organism in Eukaryota, Metazoa, Chordata, Chondrichthyes, Orectolobiformes, Rhincodontidae. Gene Ontology annotation, molecular function: glycosyltransferase activity. The transcript has 12 exons. The record is from RefSeq and is a predicted model, not a curated record.
AUUUAUUGAUUUAAUUAUUUACGUUCCGCGUGGAUUCCGCGGGCAUGCCGGUCUUGGCUGUUGUUAGCUCGCCAUGUUUUAUGGCGUCAGGUUUCCCCGCCUUGAGUUGGAGAGCUGCCCAUGUUUGGUGCUGGCUCUGGGGUUGGGUGGAAUAGCUGUCACCUGUGCCAGGCCCUGGUCUCGGGCGUUGCUGGAUGUGUUGCCGAGUGCCAGGUAUCGGGCGAGAGGGUGGGUUUGUUCAUUUGCUGCCUGCGUGGCUCCAAUCCGCAGCUCGGUAUGAAGUUGCUCUUUCUCGCCUCCCUCCGUCUUCCGACUGGGAACAGGACGACAGCUCAAAGAAUAAGCAAAUAUAUACAAAGUAGUGGCCACAUAUGUAUUCUGAGAGAUAUUGCCGAAUUUAAAUCACCCUCGCAAGUUUCCGACUUAAUUAAUGAACAGAAGUUUGAAGCAGUAAUGACAAUCCAUCUCUACAAAGGAGGAAAAUUACUGUUAGGCAGUAAUGUUCCAUAUGGAGUUAUAUUUGGUGGAACAGACAUCAAUGAAGAUAUCCAAGAUGAAAAGAAGCAUGAGGUCAUGGAGACUGUCCUGCAGAAAUCUAGGUUUCUGGUGGCUUUCACAGACCAAUUGAAGAAAACAGCAGAGAUGCAUUGGCCAUUCGCUAGCAGUAAGAUUCAUGUGCAGCCUCAAGCCAUUGUAACAAAGCCUUCCACAAAAUUUAACUGGGAAGAAUUUCUUCAAAGUUCAGGGAUUCAUUGUAAGAAUAUUGAAGCAUACGUAUUUCUUUUGGUGUGCGGACUUCGGCGAGUUAAAGAUCCCCUCUUUUUGGUGGAUGCUUUUUCAGCUUGGCAUAAGAAAGAUCCAAGGGUUUAUUUAAUUAUUAUUGGACCAGAGGUUGAUGUGGCAUUCACACAGCAGGUGAAAGCCAAGGUCAAAAAUGCUUCUGGGAUCUGUCUAGUUUCAGAGAAACCCCAGGAAGAAUUGCAUGCUGCCAUGAGGAAUUCUUUUGCUGUUGUAAAUAGUUCUAUCUCUGAAGGAAUGUCUUCUGCAAUUCUAGAGGCGAUGGACCUUAAUGUUCCAGUACUGGCAAGAAAUAUACCUGGAAACAUAGCAAUAGUAAAACACGAACACACGGGACUUCUCUUCUUUGAUCCGUCGGAAUUUAUUGAAUUAUCAAAAAGAUUGAUCACCGAUACUCAUUUAAAAGAAAAUAUUGUGGUGAAAGCCAAAGAAUACGUGGAGAAAUACCAUUCCUGGGAUACAGAAAAGAAGACUUAUCAGAAGCUAAUUGAAAACCUGCUUUAGAUAGCAACAGUCAAGUUUGAAACUUGGAUAUAAUUGAUUAGAACAUUUUAUAAAAAGAGUUGUGUUUUUAAAUGGAAUGGGGAUUGAGAGUGGCUUUUAAAAGGGAAUAUAAAACCAUUUCCUGUGUGUUAACUGUCAGUCAAGUCAUUUUGAUUAAGCUUUAGCUUGUGUGUCCUGUUGGUGUUAAAUUGUCUACUGUUGCUUUUUUUCCCUUGUUUCUGUAAUUCCUGACUUUAAAUGAAGCCAUGUCAGUGGAAUAUUCUUUUACAUGAAGCACGUCAAGAAAGUCUCAACUUGCUGGUGCUUGCUUUAACAGUGUUUUAUUUUUCCAGUGGUCUGCACAGCUCUGUGGUUUCUUCAACUAACAAUUGCAACAGAUUUUGUACUUUUGAAGUCCAUUAUCAGUGUUAUUAAUUUGUGGCUGAACAAUUAAUUUCUGUUUGCUUAGUUUAAUGAGAGGGAGGAGGAAAGAAAACCCAUUGUUUUUAAAUUCAAUUAUUAAACUUUUUUAUGCAGUCUUGAUGACCAUAAUCCUACUAUGUUAAGACAGCAUGAAAUUCUGCUUUGCUGCUGAUCAAAUCAAAACAAUUAGUACAAUUAGAUUAAAACAAGCUGUUAAUUUAGUGAGCUACUGAAUAACAUAUCACUACUAAUCAUAAUGUUGCAUUAUCUGGCAGUAGUCUUCUGAUAAUGAAGUUCAUCCCUUAAACUCUUUAUUUUCUUUCAGUAAAUCUCAUUCUAGUUUAUGGUUAUGAAUUUCACUUUAGUACUCAUGUCAAAAUCUACUCUAACAUUUGGAAAGAGCAAAAAGAUUGAAUGCAGACAGGAAACACUGUAAACCAACUGGCCAGUUAGCAUUUUUAAAGAGAAACAGCUGGGCCUGAAGAGCAGUUUUACCCAAAAUACUGACAUUUUAUCCACUUAACAUUUGUUGACUGAACUAGAGGUUGAAUUUUUGGUCCAGUAUUUGCAACUGUUUUGUGAUCAAAAUGUUCACUUGAGGCCUUUUUUUUUGACAUCUAUGAAUUGUCCCUUACUCCUCCUUCCUUAAUGGUUCAUGUUUAUUCUGAUAACUGCACAAAUUAAAUUUCCUUAUACUUAUAAUUCAAUAGUAUGUUGUUAUUGUGAAUGUUACUUGAAGUGAGUCACGCAGCCAAGACAUCUGAUUUCUUAUUGUUUCAGUAUUAUCAUAGUAAAUAAAAUCAUCAGUUAUUUCUGAGCAUGCCUGAUCUCUUUAAAAGCAAUAGUAAGCCCUCAAAAUAAUUAUUUAAACACACCUUUAUCAAUUGAAAUUUAGCCCCUUUUACUAGCCUUCAAUCAUUCACUUGCAGAUCUACUUCCUAACCAUAUGGUAUUUCAACGCUGAGAAGUUAACAUAUUGCAUUAACAGGCUUGAAAAGAACCUUUAUAAGUUCCAGCUCAGAUCUGGCUGCAAAAUUUGAAAUGGCACAGAUCCGCAAAGUUAAAUUUGAAAUAUUUGAGGUCCAGAGUAGAUGUUGGUGUUCACCUUGCAUAUAAACCUGGAAGCUCAGUAUUAGUAUGAGCAGUUGAAAGCCAAAUUAUGUGGAAUCAUGUGGGCUAUGGUUUUUGCAUUCAAAGUGUAGGAUACACUUCAAUUCUGCAUUUAUUGAGACCACUAUCUCAUCCUUUUGUCUUUGUGUUGAUUUUCAUUAUCAAAAAACUACAAUAAUUUUCCAGUAAUUUGAUUAUAACAUUGCUAAUUCUAAAAUGCCAUUCUGCAUGAUAGAAUAUUUGGAUGGUAACACUUGAUGUUUACACCAUUUUUAUAUAAUUUGUAAACUGCUGUUUAUUGAACAGCUGACUUGAUGUAAUCUUGAUUUUAUGUUCAACUUACAUUAUUAGCAUUCAGAAAUUCAACAUUAAUGAUAUCUGCCAUUUGAAUGGUAGAAGUAUUUUUAAAAUGUUUUACAAAAUACAGAAAUGAUCCCAUAACAUUACUGUAUGCAUUGUAGAAAAACUCUCUUAUUCCUUUUUUUGCUCUCUACGUUAGAUGAAGAAAAAAGUAAUUCAAACUGUUGCCUUUGUCAAACAUUUGAAGUAACAAGGUAAGAUUAGAUUCUUUGAUACACAUUUUAGCAAAAGGCUUACCAGCCAUUCUGGAUAGAGUGUUGAGUGUUCAUGUUCAACAAAGUAACUUGAGAGACUGUAAUAUUUCUGUUUGCUAAGGAUUGAAUAGGGGGAUGUAAAGAUGUAAUGUGUACUGAAACACGAUGGCUUUCACAAUACAAAUUUGCAUUUGGUUUUCCAGAUAAGAUAAAAUAAUAUGCUUUUAUUUUUA